AUGUACUCGACGGUAGGAUCGAUAUAUAAUAAAUAUACCAAAUCAUCUCCGACUCUGCUUCAAUCAUUUUCAUUGUCGAAAGCACAGGCGCAAUGGAUGGACGAGUCGAGUAAGCUGCAGCGCUGUGCGACAAACCUGAAUUGGCGUUGGAGAUGCGGACUUCAACUUAAUUCCGAAGCACCUGAAGAUGCCUUGGUACGACAGUCCAAGGAAAAAUGUUUUUUAGUUGACAAUGGUAACGGUUGUCUCGAUCGAUGCGCCGCUAUACAUUUUGCGGUCAGCACAGCAACAGAGACAGCAACAGCAUUGAUACAGCUAAAUGCCUUCAUUCUGACGAUGAUCAUGGACGAGCCGUUCCCGUUGUCAAUGAAGUGUAACAGGUGUGACUCCCUUUUCUGCCACCCCCACCUGUAUUGAUAUCAAAAAUAAUAAAUCUACUUUUUGAGGUUAGCAAAACUCUUCAGCAGCUUUUUAUCGUUUCUUUCGACUUAUUCUAUUUAUAUCAAAAGCGAUUUAUGUUUCUUAUUCUAACUAAGUAGUGUAUGUGUAUUUCACAAACCGCAUGAAAAGAAAAGACACAAGAGCAAGAAGUAGUUUCUGGAAAAGCGAAACUCUCUUGCCAUCAUUCAAUGACGUUACCUAGUGGCUACAACUAGUUUCUCUAGUUUCUCUCGCAGCUACGGACUCGGAUUCGGCCUAUGAUGAACGGUAGGUGCUAGCAGAUAAUGAAUGUUCGAUGUUGGCCCUCGCCCUAGUGACUUGUUGACUACUAGCAGUAGAAGCAGCUCGGUGGGUGUUUUCGACAUCGACAUGCUAGUAUUAUAGCUCCUGCUCAACGACCACAACCAGUAGAAUUGUCAAUGAACACCCUGGUCGCCGUGUAUCAAGAAGAUAGAAGACCCAGGACCACCAGGGCGGUACAACAGACUGGCGCACUUAUGCGGUGUGAGUUUUUGUGAAAGAAACAGAAAGAGAUAAAAAGGUCGGCAAAGGCCACAAAAGGCGAAGAGGCCUGCCUAGUAGAAGAUGAAGACCCUAGCGAAACAGCCAAUUUGAGAUUGCGGAAACAAAGUUGUAUUCACUCCACCCUCCGUUGUAACAAUGAACAAUGACGACGUAGAUGAUAUUGAUAUUCGGUCUCUCUAGAAAACACAAUUAUAAUUGUAAUAGUUCUGCGUUUCUAUAGCCUGUCCGCCAAAAGAGCUACGGCUGUAACCGGAACGGCUGUAACCGUACUGCGAGGACCAGCACCUCCAGUAUGAUUUCAUAACAUUUUGCAAUGGCAUCUUCAGUUUGCGAAGAUAUAAACUUGAAUUUCGAUUUCCGAAUCCUUGGAUAAUUUCUAUGAUGAAGCCUUCAUCAUAGAAAUUAUCCAAGGAGGGGAAGGGAAAACCAGACGCACUUCGUGAGAAGCGGUGGAUUGGAG
Molecule: messenger RNA, 1426 nt
Organism: Amoebophrya sp. A120
Lineage: Eukaryota; Dinophyceae; Syndiniales; Amoebophryaceae
Source: the annotation of a GenBank genome assembly